AUGCUCCUCUGCGUUUUUCUUUGUGCCUUCUUCCUUACGUUUCCAUGGCUUCUCCCAAUUGCCCUUUUCCUUUACUUGGCCGUCCUACUGGUUCUGGAACUUGCUCUCCCUCUUGCGGUGUUGUCUUGUCUCGCCGUUUUUUAUUACUACGUUUGGUGUUCGGUUGCUGCGUAUUUGGAGAAGUGGUUGGCCAUUGCUGAUUUCAGUUGCGUUUCUCAAGUGGUUGAUGCAAAUCCCACUUUGAUCACCAACUUGCCUGUUUGCCCUCGUUUGGGUGGUGUUGCUGUCUCGUCUCGUGUUGCUGGUGCUGUCUCGUCUCGUGGUGCUGUUUCUGCUGUUGCUGUCUCUUGUGGUGUUACUGGUUUGGGAGGUGAAGAUGUUGGUGCUGUUGCUGAAGUUGCUGAGAAGGUUGUUGAAGAAGAUGUCCCUGCUGCUGUUGACGAUGGUGUUGUUCCUGGUGUUGAAGAAGUUGUUCUUGCUGCUGGUGAAGGUGUUCCCGUUGGUGUUGAUCGUGAUUCCGACUCUGCUCGUGGCGUUGUUGAGGUUGCUUUUGUCCCUGCUGGUGCUGUUGUUGUGCCUGAAGUUGGUGGUACUGUUCCCAGUGAUGGUGUUCCUCCUGUUCCUGCUGUGGUGGGUGAACCCGUUCCUGCUGCUCCUAUUGCUCCUGUCGAGGAUGUUCCUUUUGUUGGUGAUGAUGGUGAUCAUGAUGAUGUUGAUGACGAACUUGCCUUCUUGAUGUACCACUUGAGCGUGGAGGAUCGUUUUGACGAGGAUGCCUAUAUGGCUCCUCCUUUUGAUAGGCGCUAUGAAGAACCCGUUGAAUUGAUGGAGAUUGAUGCCGAUAUCAUCUCCAUCAUGUUUGCCAAUUUGACUUUCCCUCCUUUCCCUGCUUUCCUUAACGACGACGAUGACGACGACCCUAUUGAUGUUGAUAUGCCUUUCCUUGAAACUCCCUCACAAGCCGCAACACCUCAACCAUCACCUCCACCAUCACCCACGCCAAUCCCAAUGGAGGUUGAGCCUACAAUCGUUACUCCUGUCACCAAUCCCACCACUACCAGCGCCAUGACCACCAUUAAUACCACCAACAUCACGAUCCGCAAUCCCUUAACACCUAUCACUACUACCGCUCCUAUGACAACCACCACCCCCUCUAUGCCAACCACUAUCUCUAUGCCAACCACAUCUAUGGCACCACCCGCUACCGGCACCACACCUACCACUAGCACUCGUUUUGUCACUCCUGUCACCGCAUCAUCACCACAUCAUCGUCAUCCUACUACUUGUACUGUUACCACUAAUUCCGCCACUCCUCAUGUCACCCUUGCAACACUCGCUUUUCGUCCUCGUCCUUUUACCACCACCAAUCAACCUCGCGUUACACCUACUCCCAUCUCUUCCGAUACCUCCACCAUCAACACCCGCAAAACCACACGACCACCAUCACCACGUCCGCAACCACGUGGUGCAUUACAGCAAGCAAUGCCACAGCCCACCAUGAGAGCUGAAGAUGCAGCUGCACUUGCUGAGUUGUUGCGUGAGUUGGGGGCUGUGGCAGAGGAAGAGGAUGAUGACGAUGAUGACAAUGAGGAAUGGGAGGACAUCUGGGUGCCUUAG
Molecule: messenger RNA, 1617 nt
Organism: Lichtheimia ornata
Lineage: Eukaryota; Fungi; Mucoromycota; Mucoromycetes; Mucorales; Lichtheimiaceae
Exons: 5
Coding region: 1-1617 (538 amino acids)
Source: RefSeq, a predicted model, not a curated record